Pteronotus mesoamericanus is the source of this 712-nucleotide messenger RNA. Its product is annotated as ATP synthase subunit gamma, mitochondrial-like. The coding region runs from base 1 to 537 and encodes 178 amino acids. Gene Ontology annotation, molecular function: proton-transporting ATP synthase activity, rotational mechanism. Gene Ontology annotation, biological process: proton motive force-driven ATP synthesis. The record is from RefSeq and is a predicted model, not a curated record. The transcript has 2 exons. Lineage: Eukaryota; Metazoa; Chordata; Mammalia; Chiroptera; Mormoopidae.
AUGACUCCAGACAGUAAAGGGUCUCAUAUUGUUGGAAUUGGAGAUAAAAUUAGGGGUAUACUUCGUAGGACUCAUGCUGACCAGUUUCUGGUGAUGUUCAAAGAAGUGGGAAGAAAACCCCAUACUUUUGGGGAUGCAUCAGUCAUUGCCCUGGAAUUACUAAAUUCUGGAUAUGAAUUUGAUGAAGGAUCUAUCAUCUUUAAUCGAUUCAGGUCUGUCAUCUCCUACAAGACAGAAGAAAAGCCCAUCUUUUCUCUUAAUACUAUUGCAAGUGCUGAGAGCAUGAGUAUCUAUGAUGACAUUGAUGCUGAUGUGCUGCAGAAUUACCGGGAAUACAGUCUGGCCAACAUCAUCUACUAUUCUCUGAAGGAAUUCACCACGAGUGAGCAAAGUGCCAGGAUGACAGCCAUGGACAAUGCGAGCAAGAAUGCUUCUGAGAUGAUUGACAAAUUGACUUUGACCUUAAACCGCACCCGCCAGGCUGUCAUCACAAAGGAGUUGAUUGAAAUCAUCUCCGGUGCUGCGGCUCUGGAUUAAUGAAAAUCAAGUUUCGUCCUCCGACAAGAGGUAAAGAAGGAAAAUUCAGCCAGCUGAUUUGUUUUUAGCUUACUGCUGUCCUGGUCAGAAGAAAUUAUUGGUCCAUUGUUUAAAUUACUAAAGACAGCAAGAUAUUUGUAAAUUAGCUUACAAUAAACAGCCUACAAUAAAAAAA